Molecule: messenger RNA, 1402 nt
Organism: Micropterus salmoides (largemouth bass)
Lineage: Eukaryota; Metazoa; Chordata; Actinopteri; Centrarchiformes; Centrarchidae
Product: serine protease 33-like
Exons: 9
Coding region: 50-1402 (450 amino acids)
Biological process (GO): proteolysis
Molecular function (GO): serine-type endopeptidase activity
Source: RefSeq, a predicted model, not a curated record
AAGAAGGGUAUUAAAGCAGGUGCAUUUCUGAUGAUAUGGACUUGCAGCGAUGGCUUUCUACAAAGUGAUCUGUGUGGCAACUCUGCUGACUCUCCUGACACAAGAGUCUCACUCACAACUAAGUGUGUGCGGUAAGCCAACACUCAACACCAAGAUUGUUGGAGGACAGGUGGCCACUCCAGGCAGCUGGCCCUGGCAGGCCAGUCUACGAACCUCUGGGUCCCACUUCUGCGCAGGAACCCUCAUUAACAAUCAAUGGGUGAUGACUGCAGCUCAGUGCUGCGCAAGCACGAGCACUCUGACCGUGUAUCUGGGUCUCCAGAGUCUACAGGGAAUAAACCCCAAUCAAGUGUCUCGCACAGUAUCACAGAUCAUCAUUCAUCCCAACUUUAACUCUGGAACUUUUGAAAACAACAUCUGCCUCCUGAAGCUCUCCUCACCCGUGACUUUAACCACCUACAUUCAGCCCGUCUGUCUGGCAGCCACAGGCAGCACCUUCUACAAGGGGACUCUCUCCUGGGCCACCGGCUGGGGCAAUGUUGGAACUGGAGUGCCCCUUCCUUUCCCACAAAACCUAAUGGAGGUGCAGCUGCCGGUUGUAGGAAACAGAGAGUGUACCUGUAACUACGGAGUGAGCUUGAUCACAAACAACAAGAUGUGCACCGGGUUCAGUGCUGGAGGAAAGGACGUCUGUCAGGGGGAUGGAGGAAGUCCGCUCGUGAGCAAGCAGGGCGGUCGCUGGAUCCAGGCGGGAAUCUGGAGUUUUUCCAGUGGUAAGGGCUGUGCCCAGCCUAAUAUCCCAUCAGGCUACACCCGAGUGUCCCAGUAUCAGUCCUGGAUCAACAGCCGGAUCACCAGCAACCAGCCAGGCUUCAUCACCUUUAAAUCCACUGGGACCGACGGUGACCUCAGCAUAAGAUGUCCUGCCACCCCACCCCCAGCAGCUCAAGUGUGUGGUCAGCCUACGCUGAACACCAAGAUUGUUGGAGGACAGGUGGCCUCUGCAGGCAGCUGGCCCUGGCAGGCCAGUCUGCAAACCUCUACAGGGUUCCACUUCUGUGGAGGAACCCUCAUUAACAACGACUGGAGUCUACAGGGAUCAAACCCCAAUAAAGCGUCUCGGACAGUAUCACAGAUCAUCAUUCAUCCCAACUAUAACCCCGCAAAUUUGGAAAACGACAUCUGCCUCCUGAAGCUCUCCUCACCGGUGGCUUUCACUUCCUACAUCCAGCCCGUCUGUCUGGCAGCUCCAGGCAGCACCUACUACAAGGGGACUCUCUCCUGGGCCACCGGCUGGGGUAGAAUUGGAACUGGAGGUGGCGCCAUAGAGUUUGAGAUUCCUCUGGUUGAGUGCGCUCUGAUGCCCUCUGGAGCUUCCAUCUCAGAAGACAGAUACGCCUAA